Electrophorus electricus (electric eel) is the source of this 1418-nucleotide messenger RNA. It is a transcript of the gene tspan34b, whose product is annotated as tetraspanin 34b. Gene Ontology annotation, cellular component: plasma membrane. Lineage: Eukaryota; Metazoa; Chordata; Actinopteri; Gymnotiformes; Gymnotidae. The record is from RefSeq and is a predicted model, not a curated record.
UCCUCCCUCUGUCUCUCUCUCCCUCCCCCUCUACCUCCUUCCCUCGAGCAAACCUGUCGCAGUGGAUAGCAAGCGGAAGAGGCAGAAAGGAAGAAAGAUGAGUCUAGGCUUCUAGUUUCUUGGUUCUGUGAAUUCUCGAUGCUAGUGAACACCUUCCUGUAAUUCUACUCUCCUAUUCUCAAAUCUUCUGUGAAGGUGUAGCAGGCAGACCGAAGAUGGGUUGCUUUGGAUUUUUGAAAACAGUGAUGUUUAUUUUCAAUGGCAUCAUAUUUCUUGCCGGAGCAAUCAUCCUGGCAGUGGGGAUUUGGGUGAAGGUAGACAGUGGCUCUAUGUUGGGCUUCCUGCAAAACCUGAACGGUGCUCCAGAGCAGCUGAAGCAGGUGCUGAAUGUGGGAUAUCUGCUCAUCGCUCUCGGCGCCAUCCUGCUGUUGCUUGGCUUCCUGGGCUGUUGCGGUGCCAUGCGCGAGAGCAGGUGCAUGCUCCUAACGUUCUUUGUCAUUAUCCUGAUUGUCUUCAUUGCUGAGGUAGCUGGAGCAAUCUUGCUCCUGGUUUUUAAGGGACUGAUCCAAAACUUGAUAAAUCAGUUGGGUGUCACAGUGGUGCAAAGCAUUAAGAUGGAAUAUGGAAACAAUAAGGAUGUCACUGACCUGUGGAAUGCUACCAUGAAUUCGAUGAAGUGCUGUGGAUUCAACAACUAUACAGAUUUCACAGGUUCCCAUUUUGUUCAGAACACCAACCUCUAUCCGGACCAGUGCUGUAACGGUGGACUAUGCAAAGAAAGCAAUGCCACAGCUGCGAAUGUUAUUGGAUGUUAUCCAGCCCUGACGAAAUGGAUUGAGGGGAAUUCUGCUGUCAUCAUAGGCGUGUCCUUGGCAAUUGCCAUUCUUGAGCUUGUUGCCAUGGCUGUCUCCAUGACUCUAUAUUGCCAGAUAGGGGGCAAACUUGCCUGAAGCCUGAAGAAAAGAUGAUGCUUCCAGAUUUCAAAUGCAUAGAUGACUAGACUAUAGCAACCAUUGACUUUUUAAAAUUAAAUAUACUAAAUUGAUUUUUUUCCCUAAUUUUUUAAAUUAAAACAUUUUAAUAUAUUACUGUGAUUUAUACAAUAAGACAUUUCUGUUAUAUAAAUGAUUUUAUCUGUUUCAUUUAAAAGUGUGACCCUGAAAAGUCCUUUUUAAAGUAAAAAAGACCCUUAAAUGUACCUUUAUUUAAUUAUAUUUCCAUUAAUAAUCAUGGACAACAUCAACUAAAUAUGUAUAUGUUUAAACAUAACUGUCGUUUCCAGACUACAUAUACGUGUGUGUGUGUGUGUGUGUGUGUGUUCGUGUUCGUUUUCAUCUACUGAGCUGUUGUUGGCGCUCUGGUGCUAAAGCGACACGUAGUCUGCUCACUAGCCUUAAAUGAAAACAUUGUGUAAGUAA